CUUAAGCCCAGACUUUUCUUGAGAAAAGGGAAAGCCUGAGUUCUUAAAACAAAUCUAUGCUAAAGCCAGUCACAUUUUUAUCUAGUGAGAGCAGCUUUGAACUCUUUCAAAAUCAUCAAAAUUCACAUUAUAUUAGGCAUCGUGGAUAUGAAUUCUUUCGAUUCAAAUCCGGCCACCAACAGCUUGAUCAGCUCUGAAGCAGAUUCUCAAAGAACACUGUAUCCGUACGUGACAGGGACUUCAGUGGUUGGCAUCAAAUACAAGGAUGGUAUACUAUUGGCCGCCGAUAUGGGAGGUUCUUAUGGAUCUACAUUGCGUUACAAGAGUGUUGAACGAUUGAAGCCUGUGGGAAAACAUUCUCUCAUUGGAGCGAGCGGUGAAAUCAGUGAUUUUCAGGAAAUAAUGCGUUAUCUUGAUGAUCUUAUCUUGUCUGAUAACAUGUGGGAUGAUGGGAAUUCACUGGGUCCUAAAGAGGUGCACAACUAUCUAACCCGGGUCAUGUAUAAUCGCCGCAAUAAGUUCAACCCUCUCUGGAAUUCACUUGUACUGGGAGGGGUGAAAAAUGGUCAGAAAUAUCUUGGAACGGUCAGUAUGAUUGGUGUUCAUUAUGAGGACAACCAUGUGGCUACUGGGUUUGGUAAUCACCUUGCACGACCUCUUCUCCGUGAUGAAUGGCGUGAGAACUUGACGUUUGAAGAAGGUGUCAUACUGCUGGAAAAAUGCAUGCGCGUGCUUCUGUAUCGCGAUAGAUCGGCUGUCAACAAACUUCAGAUUGCAAAAAUCACAGAAGAGGGAGUAACAAUUUCUCCCCCCUAUUCAUUGAAGACUUUUUGGAAUUUCUCUGCUUUCGAGAAUCCUACCCUUGGCGCUGAGGGCUCAUGGUAGCUCAGACAGUUUCUAAAUAUGUGACAUUUUAUUCAAUUUCAUUUGAUCACAUGUUUGAAACUUAGACCAGUAACCCCUUUGUAUUUGCUAUUUCAUCGGCCUUGGGAACCCUUUGGAUAUCUUCCUGUUUAUUACAUCCACAAACUGGAGCUAUGUUAUUCUGAGCCAUUGGCUUUUUACAGUGUUUUCCC
Olea europaea var. sylvestris is the source of this 1076-nucleotide messenger RNA. RefSeq names its product proteasome subunit beta type-4. The coding region runs from base 148 to 885 and encodes 245 amino acids. The record is from RefSeq and is a predicted model, not a curated record. The transcript has 7 exons. NCBI's taxonomy places the organism in Eukaryota, Viridiplantae, Streptophyta, Magnoliopsida, Lamiales, Oleaceae. Gene Ontology annotation, cellular component: proteasome core complex; proteasome core complex, beta-subunit complex; nucleus.